UUAAACGCGACAGUUUAUUGUGUGAAUAAUUUAUAAUGAAGAUCAUUUGUUAUACAUUAACAAUUUCAACUAUGCUGUCGCUGGGAUUAUCCCACGAUUGGUCGUUCUGUGAGUUGUCAAAACAAAUGGAAAACCAGUGUGCUUCCUAUUGCUACCAUGUGGUGAAGCCUCUGCUUCAUAUGAGUGAAGUCUGUAGGCAGAAGGAUGCACAAGUUUCUGAAUUGCAAAGCCAGAUGGAAGAACUUAGGAUCAAAAUGGCAAUUUUAGAGACUUCUUUGGCAGAGAAAGAAAAACAAUGUGAAUUAAGAAUCGAGCAUUCCAAAGAGAUAUUCGCUAUUGAAAUGAGAAGAAAGCCCAAAGCUCAAGAGAACACUGAAGAAAUUGUAAAGGACGUUCCAUUUCCUUUGAGUUGUGUAGAUAUUGACAGAUCCUCCGGCAUUCACAUGAUAAUGCUUCCUGACAUAGAGACAUUCCCAGUCAAGUGUGAUAGUGGAAUUGCUGGAUUGGGCUGGACAGUAAUACAAAGUCGAUUGGAUGGCAGCAUUAAUUUCUAUCGCAGCUGGAAUGAAUACCGUGACGGGUUCGGCGAUUUAAAGUCUGAGUUCUUCAUGGGUCUCGAGAAACUGCAUAGGAUAACAUCAAGUGAGCGCCAUGAGCUCUUCAUAUUCAUGAGAGAUUGGAAUUCGCAACUUCGCAGCGCUCGCUAUGAUGACUUUAAGGUUGGCGGUGAACAAACUGGCUACGAACUAAUCUCGAUAGGCAACCACACAGGCUUUUCCGAUGAUAUGCUUCGCGGGAAUUUGCACAUGAAGUUCUCGACCUUCGAUAGGGACAACGACAAAUGUGGCGACUCGAAUUGUGCAGUUGAUCUUCACGGAGGCUGGUGGUACAACUGUUGUUCAGACAGCAAUUUGAAUGGAGGAUAUCAGGAGACUCUAAAGUCUCGACGCAUCUUCUGGAAUUACUCCUCCGAUGAACUAAUAACUGUGCAUAUGCUUAUAAGACCCAAACGCGUCAAUCUCUCUUAAUAACAACUGCAUCUACCUUAAAUGCCUUUUAUAAUUUAUAUCCUACCGUGAGU
Molecule: messenger RNA, 1081 nt
Organism: Drosophila albomicans
Lineage: Eukaryota; Metazoa; Arthropoda; Insecta; Diptera; Drosophilidae
Product: ficolin-1-like
Exons: 3
Coding region: 36-1028 (330 amino acids)
Source: RefSeq, a predicted model, not a curated record